AUGAGGAGUCCUCAAAGUGUGAGAAAGGUAUUUGAUCAAACCUCAUAAAAACUCAGAGUCAGUUUUUAUUCUUAAGAACAGAAAAGCUUCAGGUCUCAAACACACGAUCUUUACGGUGGAGCAGGAUUUGUCAGGAUUGAUCAGAAACACGCUGUAGGAAUAUAAAGCACCUUUUCCACUCAGGAUCACAAAGUGUUUUUUGUUGCAGACUGAGAUCAGGCCUCAGCCUGUACACUGAGUACCAAGAACCCCUGUGGCUCUCUCUCUCUCUCUCUCUCUCUCUCUCUCUCUCUCUCUCGCUCCCGUGGCCCCCGUGGCGAUAUUAUCUGCUGGCUCGGUGACUGAAAGUUGUGUAAUCCUCUUCUAUUGUGUCACUUCAAUUGUUGCCUUGUUUGUGCGCCUCUCUCUGGUAUCCAUCACUGUCUGGUUGAGGCCUGACGCUCUUCGCCUCUUCAUGUCUCCUUUGGGGGGGAAGUUUCUGAAAUAGUUUUUGAAGGAAGCAGGUUCUGGCAGAGGUUCAGAUGUUCUUAGUUACUGAAACAUUUGAGGGUCUUUUUUUACUCGCUCCUCUCUCCAAACGCUGCAGGUCCUUCUUUUCAUCCUCUGCCACCAACUGCGUUUUGUUUCCACCUGCAGCUUCUCUCCUCCGUUUCUAUUUCUGUCUGCAGCCUCUCUGAUCUUCCCAUCUGCCUUUUCUCUUUCCGGAUACAAACCAAAAGAAAAAAUAGAGAUGCCUGCAGGCUCCCGUCCAGCAGGGUGACGUGUUCCUGCAGGACAUCUGCAUUAUCCUCCUCAGCUGAUUUGUGUUGGCGAGCAGCUCAGAUGGAUGCUGCCUUGGCCUCGAGUCUCAAAGAGCCGCAGGUCCCUCUGACUCUGCUGUGUUAGCAUCGCUGUGGCAACAGGACGGAUAAAUCUCUGGGUCUGCAGCCGCCUUUGUGAGGGAAGACAAAGCAGACACUUCCUGAGCGCUCUCGGCCCAUAAACUGUCGUCAGGUCUUCAUUUGUCCACAUCAGGUCACUUCCCAGAAACCGGGAAACCCCAAAGAGGACCGACUUGGAUCAGAGAGAGAGCAGACCUCCAUAAAAGCUGUUUUAGUUCUUAUUAGAGGGUCAUUAAAGGAAGCACGCCCGGUUCUGUCUCAUUAAUCUGCACUGAUCUCACUUUUUUAACGACAUGGUCAACCUUUCAAAUCCUUUUUCUCCUGAUGAAAUGAAGCUGUUUUUCCAACAUUAGGAGCUCCACUGAGUCUGAAAACAUCGAACUAACCAGUCUGUGACGACCUGAGCGACCUUCGAGCUGCAGGUUCAGAAACAAACGCAAAAACACGUUCAACAGGCUGCAAAAUGAAAAUUCACGAAUAAGUGCAUCGACAGCGAACUUUCUCCAAAAACACAGAAUCCUGAUGUUUGAAGUCCAAGUUUUACUUCUGACCUUCUCGAUAAAACAGCUCCUCAAAAUCUAGUCAGUAAAAUUUCCUCCUCUGUCUUCAAACGUUCACGUCUGACUGAUCAGAUCCAAGCUCUUUAACUCUCAGCUUCUCCUGCAAAGAUCUCCUCUUAAACGGUAUUAUUUAAGAUCUUCUGUUCGACGGUUUUACUUCCAGCUUCUCCUGCAGAUCGUCUGUUUCGAUGUAUUAUUUUCAGAUUCUCCUUCAUGGAUCUCCUCCUCACAAACUCUCUUCUUUUCAGCGUCUCCUGCUUAAACCUCGAACCCCUCUAAUUAAAGCUUCCUUUACAAAGAUCUCCUCUUCAUCAUCUUCGUCUUCUCCUGCACAGAUCUUCCUUAAAGUGGUUUUAUUAUUUUAUGUCCUUCAACUGUGAAGCUCCUCCUGAAACAGAAUUAUUGGAUCUAUUUUCAGCUUCUCCGUCUUCAUCCUGUAUUUUAUUCUUAACUUCAGCUUCAUAUUUGGUUCAACAGCUCAGUUCAGAGGAGCUCCUGGUUCUUGUGUCGAUAAUGAACUUCUAAACACCACAGAAGGUUGAGACCGAGACCAGCUGAAGGAGACUCAGACUCUUGUGAACUUCGCUGGUUUUCUCUUGAACCAAAAGCCAAACCUCAUCAUCGCUUUACAGAAACUGAGAGGCUGCAGGAGAUAAAGUCAGGAGGAGGAGGAGGAGCAGGAGGACACAUUCCUCCUGAAGAUCCUUGAUUUUCCAAGAACACGAUUUGUGUUUUUUUCUGUUGACAGGCUGGAGUCAGAGUCGGAGUCAGAGACCGACCUCAGAGGAAGACAGGAAACGAAGACCGACCUCCAGACCCGGACCGGGAGGCUGAGACCCGGCGUCAGACCAAGAUGGAGCAGGUCCAGAAACAUUCAGAUCCAGGAACUCCUCCUGCUUCAUGAUGAGUUUUUCUUCUUCAUCAUCUCCUCAUCUGUCAGUGCUGUUACUCCUUCUGCUCUGUUUGUCCUGCAGCUCCAUCUAGAGGCCUAUUGGAGCAUGCACAGGCUGAGAGACGCUCUCUGUCAGCGUUAUUCAGCUCUGCUCAGAGACAAAGUCAACUCUCAGAGGAUCCAGCUGCUGCAGAGACGAGAGGCAGAGAGAGUGAAGUCAGAGGGUCUGAAGACACCGGUAAAGAUCAACUUUAAAGAAAAUAAAAACUCUCUUUAGUUUUCAGAUGAAAUUAUUCUCAUGAAAGUCAAACCACCAAUAAAAGCUGCUUCUUUAUUUCUUAUCGAGGCUCCUGAGUGCAGGUUUCUCUCUGUUUAUAAUCUGCUUCACACCCUCAGAUCUUUGUUUGCAGAAAAAAAGGAUCAUUAAAAUACAAAGUGAACGAACAGACUCGCUGCAGAAAUGCUCAAAAGAAGAAAACAGACCUUCUUGUCCUCCUGUGGUCGCUGAUCGGACUGAUUUCUGAUUGAUUUAUCUCUCUCUCUCUCUCUCUCUCUCUCUCUCUCUCUCUCUCUCUCUCUCUCUCUCUCUCUCUCUCUCUCUCUCGUCUUGUUUGGGUGUUAAAAGAGCAGUAAGGAGGGUGUCUGUCUGAGGUGGGUCAGAUCCUGUCUUACUCCCCCUCCUGUAAAAGCUGACCCCCUCAGGAGGACGUGGUUGUCCUCUCUAAUGACCCUCUCUCAGUUCGAGGACAAAGACGCUCCAUAAAGACGCUCCAUAAAGUCCCAGUUUUCUGCUUCAAACCUCGAACCAAAUAAACCCGUGCAGCGUUGACAGAGGUGAGGCAGAGGCGGGGACUCCUGCUGGGCUCUAAUUGGUCCUUUCUGCGGUUAAUGGCGUCCUGCGGUUGUGUGUUUACUUCUCGUUUAACAUGAAGACUGAGUUUAUGUCUCUGUUCCCACAGCUCUGUCUCUGACUGUUUCUGUCUGCACACAGAGAAUCAUGAGGACCACCUUCUCAAAGCUGCAGCACGACGACUCCCACCUGAAGACCCUCCACAAAACCAGCUUCUACCUGGUGGGUUUGACCCCCAAACUCAGAGAAGGAUCUAGAAACCUGAGAAACGUUUAUUCACAGAAACAGAUCUGGAUUUACCGCCUGUGAACAGAAAACUCUGAUAAAGUCCAAACUGAUUCACUCUUGACUGAUGUUUGAGAGUUUGAAGGUGCAGAAAUGAAAACCUUCAGAGGUCAGAUGUUAGACUGAAACACUCCCUAGUUCACCCCUUCUGCAGUAAAACUACGGUGGCCUUUAAGGACAAGAUUCAAGAGGAAUAUAAUCCUCCAUUUGUUGAAUUUUUACCUUAAAAAAAUAUCGACCAACACUAAUUAAUUUUCACAACAACAGCCUCUCUUCUUCUUCUUCUUCUUCUUCUUCCAAAAACAUGUGCCCGACUAGUUUGUCCCUUCUGUGUUACCGUAGAAACGGGAUCCUGUAAGGAUAUCAAGUAAAAGAAAUGUAAAACAAUAAUAUGAAAUAAUAAUAAUACAAAAUAAUGAUAAUAAUAAUAAUAAAAAUAAUGAUAAUAAUAAUAAUAAAAUAAUAAUUAUUAUUAUCAUAAUAAAUACAUUAUAAAUAAAUAUUAUUUUUAAUAAAAUAACUAAAAUAAUAAAAAUAGAUUUUUUUAUUAUAAUAAUAAUAUUAUAAUAAUACUUAUAAUAAUUGAAACAAUAAUUAUUAUAUUUACUAUUAUUAUAAUUAUAGUAAUCAUAUUAUUUUAUAUUAUUAUUAUUAUCAAUAAUAAUAUAAAAUAAUAAUAAUAAAAGUUAAUAAUUAUAUAAAAUUAGAUUUUAUACUUGUGAAAAUAAUAAUUAUUAUGUUUUUUAUUAUUUUUUAAAAACAAUAAUAAUAUAUAAUAUAAAAUAAUCUGUAUUUACUUCUCAGCUCUUUAUAAAAUCCAUGUUUCAACGGAAAAAUCAGAAAAGUGUAAAAUCGCCUUUUUCAAAGAGAUAAACCAGUUUGUCAAAAAUCUGCACCAAAUAAGAAGGAGAUUUUCGAUCAGGACGCUGUGAAGGAAUUUGAUCAAAUAAGGAAAAGUGACUAAAGUGAACAGGAGGAGUUAAUCAAUCAGGAAACUAGAGCAGAAUAAGAUAAAUCUGUGUUUUUAUGGCAGGUGAAGCUCAAUAACUUUAAAAUAGUCACCGUAGAUGUUUAAAGUUUUUUAAUCCUCCUCCUCCGACUCUCAUCGAUCUGUUAUAAUAAAGUUUUCUGUCCUUCUCUGAGAUCUUUGACCUCCAGACUCAGUUAGCAGAACGUGGACGUCUGCAAACCCACCAGGACCUGGAGGACUUUCACAGACUCAUCGAGUACAGACGCCCCCCCUCAGAGCUGCAGAAGAGUCUGGAGGACGUCCGCAGGAGAAGCUCAGUCACAGUUUAG
Molecule: messenger RNA, 4767 nt
Organism: Xyrichtys novacula (pearly razorfish)
Lineage: Eukaryota; Metazoa; Chordata; Actinopteri; Labriformes; Labridae
Source: the annotation of a GenBank genome assembly